AUGCUGGACCUCAACUCUUCAGAUGACAGCAGCAAGAGGAAUUCUCUUAAGGACCCCAUUUCAUUGAACGUUGGUGGAGAAAUCUAUACAACAACAUUAGAUACUUUAACUCGCUGCCGUGACUCAAUGCUAGGUGCAAUGUUCACCGGACAAAUUCCCACACUCAGGGACAACUGCGGCAACAUUUUCAUAGACCGCGAUGGUAAAGUGUUUCGGUACAUUCUGAAUUACCUCCGUUCCGGCUUCUUGGAUCUGCCAGAUUGCUUUUCUGAACUUACACUGCUCAGGAGAGAGGCAGAUUUCUUCCAGAUACGUCCUCUGCUGGAGGAGAUUCGUCGCUAUGAGACAUCAGUGCCCCUUGGCCUCAGAGGUGGGCCGUUAGGAGCCAUUUUGAUAGUUAAAGUUGACUCCAAGGUCCGUGUUCUCCAUUUUAACUUGCGCCAUGGGCCUGAAAACUAUGAACUCCGCACAUGCUCUGUACGAGCUUUCACAGUCGACCUCUUUUGUACCUGGAGGGCAUUCCUAGCGUUGCUCUGUGAGCGUUUCUCCUACAAGACAACCCAGGGUCUCACCAGCCCAAAUCCAUGUCACCCAAGACAGAACAGGCUGAAACUGGAAUGGGUACCGAGGCCCGAUGAACUCCCGCAGGAACAGUAUGAUAAGCAGAACUAUAGGGGACUAACUGUAUCUAGCCCUGAGGCCACAUGGUCAGAUGACAUCGUGAACAUGCAGUGUAGUCCCUGUGAAAUCACAGACAUGCAGGGCUUUGUCGAGGAACUGUUGAAGAUAUCGCUUGCUGAGGGGUUCAAGGUUGAUCUGGUCACUCCUGAUCCCACGGAAAUUCUUACCUGCACUUCACUUCGUCUUGUCAAGUCCUGAGCACUGGGUGAAAGUGACUAGGAACACCGGAACAUAUCAAAAUAAUGAGCUACAGAUGAUUCUCUACAGUUACAACUGAAACAAUUGAAUUCUCCAUGAGCUGGAAUUCGAGUUAUAGACACAUUAUGACUAGGAGAUCAUUAUCUGGGGCCUUUCUGUUUCACUGUCAUAGUUUACAAGCCAAACACGCACAUCCAGCAGUUGUGCAGGGGUGCAGGAACAAGGACGGUAGCAGGAGAAAAAGACAGUCCGCACACCGGAACACUCCUGGGAAAUAAUAUAUUGCGAUAGUACCUUCAAACCAUAGUAACAUUUUGGGCAUCCAUGCCCUUCUUCAGACUUAAUGACAAAAUGCAGAACACAUGUAUAUAUAUACCCUGCCUACCAUUCAAAAUUGUCACAUGAUCAUGUUCGAAGUCCAAAUAA
Messenger RNA from Archocentrus centrarchus (flier cichlid), 1305 nucleotides. Its product is annotated as BTB/POZ domain-containing protein KCTD21-like. Lineage: Eukaryota; Metazoa; Chordata; Actinopteri; Cichliformes; Cichlidae. The transcript is spliced from 2 exons. The record is from RefSeq and is a predicted model, not a curated record. Gene Ontology annotation, biological process: protein homooligomerization. Gene Ontology annotation, molecular function: protein binding. The coding region runs from base 1 to 879 and encodes 292 amino acids.